GUUUUUUUUUAAUUCUGUUACAUUCUGUCUUUCAUUAUUAUUAUUGUUAUUGUAUUUAUUUUCGUUUCGAGGAGCAUUUUCUCCUCGUCUUAUGCGCGUGUAUAAGUACGCGCAUAUCACUGCCACCGUUGUUGUGCCCGUCAAUCGACGCGAUCGCAUCUCUGUUCGAUCGAUUCGUCUCGAUAAUAUCAUAAUAAUACCGUUGGUGUUAAGACGUCAGUUUUCGCCGCGUGGCUACAUGUAUUGUGCAUGUGAUGUGUACAUAAUAUUCAUUACGCAGUACAAACGAACGACUUUUGUGCUUUUCAAAGUUUUCUGCGCGCGAGAGUGUGUGCUUUUUACCGAUCAGUGACGACAAGCGUCACGAGUAUAUAUAAUUCGGUGCAUCUGUCAAAAUUUGUCGGCGCCGAGCAGAGAUCGACGAACACUACUGUGUUUGGACAUGCUACCGAUUUAUUCUAUUAAUUACCAUCUAUAUCAUAAAUACUAUCAAUAAUAUGGAUACUUUGCUCAGGAAGAGCUCGUAAUACUGUUUUUACUGCUCGAAACCAUCGACAUUGCAAAUCAAAACUCUACUUUCUACGUCACCAGCUGCAGACUCCGCGGCCGUCUCGGAAAGAAAAUUGUCAACACAGUGUCAUCCAGUGCAGCGUCGUAAAAGAAAUUGUAUAUAAACCGUGUAGGGAGCCGAAAUUCAAUCACUUAUUUAAACAACUACCAAGUAUUGAAUAUUUUAUGAGAAUCAAUUUCCAAAUGGACCGCUUAAACGUCUGUAUAGUUUGAGUACAAACAGGCAACAGCUGACAUACAUCAUAUUAUACUAUAUCAACAAGUUCAGAAAAUAAUUCAAUUUACAAUUUUGAGCAAAUAUGAUAAUUCAAAUCAGAUCGGUGGUAUUACAAUGAGAAGAAUCAACCGUCGGUUGGUUUUGUUAUCGAUCGUACUCGUGUGUGACGUAGUUAGUGUAUUGGGGAGACCUCAAGAGCAGAGCUCAGCUAGCAGCACAUUAAAAGAUGAUCUUGUUAACAGGAAGGAUGAUGUUGCAACACCGAUCAUUGUGUUGGCAGAGACAGCUGUCGAUGCAGGGAAUGCCCGUGCCCAUACUACUAAGCCUCCGCUGAUGGAUGAUUCUGUGAAGUCAGUCAGCGAUCAACUUCUUCAAACGUCCACAUCUAGCAGUAUAGUUGUAUCUUCAGAAGUUAGAACAGUUCAAAAAAAUGAAUCACCUUUAAAAGGAGAAGCUGUUCCUGUGCUAACUGAUGAAGAUGUACACGCCGUGGGUCCAUACAGUUACAAAAUAUCAUCAGACUCGUCCACAAGACCAACAGGAGAUUUAUCUACAUGGAUUCUAUUGGGUGGUGAAUCUUCGCCAGCGCCAUUAAAUAUGGCUACAAUUAAGAAAGUACCUAAACCAGUUGAUGCAACUACAUCUUCACUUUUACAGUCGUAUGAAACAAGUACUACCAGAAAAAGGAAACCUACAACUGAAAAAAUGACUACUACUAAUUUACCAGUCACUGAAUCUCCAAUCAAGCUACAAGAUUCUAAAUUUAAAAAUAAAACGCCAGUCAUAGUUGGAAAAAUACCUACUACAACAACAAUAAAAGAUAAAGUUGAAGAGGUGACCACUCCUCUGCCUGAACUACCCCCAUUGGAUAAUAAUACGAGAUUUGGAACUCCUGUUGUCACGUUUCCUCAUGUACCACCAAGACAAAGACCGUCUGCAAAUAAUACUAAGAAAGCAGAAAAACCACUGACAACAAAAAUAACCUCUACUGCCGUCGUUAUUUCUAAGCCUUUAAAUAACACAACCACAGUGUAUUCUACUACUGUACCUACGGUUACUAAUACUACAUCAUCUUCUACCACAAACGUUUCAAAUGUAACUGAAAUUACCGAAAAUGUCACAGAAUCGAGUAAUGCUACUACACAAAACACUUCAUUAAAAAAGAAGAAAAAGAAAAAGAACAAGAACAAGCGUAAACCAGUUAAAGUUUCAAAUGAUGAUGCUCAGAGUAAAAUCGAUGAGCAGAGUACUAAAAUUACUCCAGGACGACCAUUAUCAACUCGAAUUUAUAACUAUUUAGCUCGUGAAGUCAUGCCCAAUGUUGGAGUCGGUUUAGUUGGUUUGAUGUUAACUGCUGGUUUAGCAGGGUUACUGUUAUAUUCACCAAUAGGAGGAGCUGCUAUACCUUUGGUACCAUUAAGACGCACUGAUUCUCACGCACAUGGUCAUAGUCAUGGACAUGGUCCAGGUUAUGUUCCUCCCGAAACUGAUAACUCUCAGCCAGAAGAACAAGUUUUCGGUCAAGUGCUGUCUGGAAUGUCUUACGGUCAUAAUCCGUAUGGUAGAGAACGUCCUGACACAGCUCCUAAGUACAAAUCGUCUUAUCAGCCAUCUGAAUACUCAGCCGUUCAUAAUGUACCAAAAUAUAAUCCACACGACACUAAUAAAUAUUCUGCUCACGAUGUAACAAAAUAUGCUGCUGCAGCCGAUACAACUAAAUAUUCUACACACGAUGGAACCAAAUUCGCGGUUGUUGAAAGUACUAAAUAUACAGGCCCUGACACUAGCAACUAUUCACCUCCAGAUACAUCAAAAUAUUCGACAAUUGAUGUAAGUGCAACUCAAGAUAAAGCACCAUAUACUACUUUAGAUGCAUCUGAAGGACCAGCAUUUGAACAAACACAAGACAGCCAAGAUGAAACAUACCAAAAUCACCAUUACGAUGAACUUAAAUUUGACUCGUCUAAUGCUUAUGAUCAACCUAAGUAUCAAAGUACAUCGCAGGUGAAAGGAGUAUAUAAGGAAGAUCAAUCUUCUUUUGAAGCUCCAAAAUAUCCCGGCUAUGUUCAAGAUGUACCUAAAGAAGAAGCCGUAGCUGUAAAUUAUAAUUUUGAUAAUCACCGAACAGAUGAAAAAGAUAGUUCCACCGCGUCAUCGUCAGAUCCUACGUUUUCUGCACUACAGGGUAUUCCAAAAUACUAUGAACAAAGUGUAAACCCUGAACAAAUAUCUGUCAAUGUACACCAAACCAUGAAGAUGGAACACGGACCUCGAAGUUUAAGAAUAAGGCGUCAAGUAGACGAACAUAAUGAAAUUGAUGCCCAAUUACCAGAGGAAACUACAGUAAAACCUACCGAAAAACCUACUGAUAAGAAUACCGAAAAUCAAUCAGUCGGUGAUAUUUCAUCUUCUACAACUACGUCUACAUCAACUGUCUCAACCAAAAUACCUGACUCAUCUGAAUCACCUGCUAUGAAUAAUAAUCAAUUCUCGUUAAUGGACAUUUUAAGAAGAGUAGCUGAAGUCAAAUUGAAAAUGGGGAUUGAAAUUCUAAAAACCACCGCAGCUAGUUUUACACAAUAUGUAAAUGCUAUCCAGAGAAAAAUGACACACAUGGUUAGGAAUCUACAAAAGUCUAACGAUAGGCAACAGCCGGAGAACAAACAGGAACAAAACGUCAAACCAGAUUCAAAUGUAUCCGAUGAGAAACGACAACGGCGAUCAAUUAGACAUAGGAUUUAUUCAAAUUAGUUACUUUUAAGUUGAGUUAAAAUAAGUUUGGUGAUAUGAUGGGAAUGUACAAUGAACUGGGGAAUUUCUCUUAUAAUAUUUUCAAGACCAAAAACUUUAACUAAAAAAUGCCCAUACAUUGCUCUAUGGACUUUUUUUAGUCUCAAGUUUUGGGAUCUACAAACAUAUUGUAAAUCAAAUUGAUUUAUAAUAUGUUUUUGAGAGAAAAAAUAAUAAUAUGGAUUUGUAUUUAUUAAAUGUUUUAAAUACAUGUUGACAUAUUGUAAGCUUAAGUGAUCGGUACAUUGCUACUAUUGUAUAGCGCAUAAUAUGUACCUGUCUGUGUAAAUAUUAAUUUAAAUUUUAUAUUUUUUUAUACGUAACAAUAUACAGUGUUUUAUUUAUCGAAUAAAUACAAUAAGUGUUUA
Aphis gossypii (cotton aphid) is the source of this 3945-nucleotide messenger RNA. RefSeq lists its product as uncharacterized. The coding region runs from base 902 to 3538 and encodes 878 amino acids. The record is from RefSeq and is a predicted model, not a curated record. Lineage: Eukaryota; Metazoa; Arthropoda; Insecta; Hemiptera; Aphididae. The transcript is spliced from 6 exons.